Cyanistes caeruleus (blue tit) is the source of this 2147-nucleotide messenger RNA. Lineage: Eukaryota; Metazoa; Chordata; Aves; Passeriformes; Paridae. The record is from RefSeq and is a predicted model, not a curated record.
AGCGAGCCGGGGCCGGCCGUGAGUGGAGNGCUGGUGGCCGUGGCUUUGGGCAUCAGCAUGGCCAAGGCCUCGCUGCCGCUGAGGGACGCGGCCAAGCUGGCGGUGGCCGUGUGCCUGAUGAUCCCGCUGGGAAUCGGCGUCGGGAUGGGCAUCGAGAGCAGCCGCAACGCCGCGGGCAGCGUGGCGUCCCUGCUGCUGCAGGGCGUCGCCGGCGGCACCUUCCUCUUCAUCACCUUCUUCGAGAUCCUGGCCAAGGAGCUGGAGGACAAGAGCCACCGGCUGCUCAAGGUGCUGUGCCUGGUGCUGGGCUACGCCGCGCUGGCCGGGCUGGUGCUCAUCCCCUGGUGAGCCGGGAGCCUCGGGAAGCCGAGGGAGCAAAGCUCGCCUCUCCCCUCCCACCGGCGCCGGGAGGAGCCGCCCCUUUCGCCGCUGGAACGGCCGGAGCCGGGCGGUGUUUCCGUGAGGACCUGGAGGAGGAGAAACUCCUCCCGUGUGUUCAGAGUGAGGAAUAUCCCGAGGGAUCGUCCCUGCCCGAGGGACUGCGGGGAUUAGCGGACACAGACGUUAAGGAUCUGGGUGAAAUGUGCUUCCAGGAGCUCCUCCAGUGCCUGUGGCUUCCUGCACUGCCCAGAGCCCACCCCGCUCUCCCUCCUUCCCCUCGGGCCGGGAGCCUGCUGCGGGGGCUCCGAGGAGGUGAGGAACAAGCGGGAAUGGAGGCAGAGCAGGUGGGAGCAGGGAUUGCCAGGCUGCGCUAAGCUGCUUUCGCUGGCUUAGUUCAGAGCAAAACCUGGUUGUAAGAGCUGCCAAAAAUAACAUCCCUGUGGGGCUCCAGCCUUCUGGGCCCUGCUGCCUCCACACAGCUUCCAGUGGCCCACCUGGAGCUCGGGGAGCUCAGCUUUCCCAGGGAUUCAUGGAAGAAACGAGGCCGGGCCCCUCUACCCUGCUUCCUUCUCAGCUUGGUCUCCACAGGCUGAGCGUUCCCUAAGGGAAACCUCUGAGAAUCAGGAUGAAUCCCAGGAUGGUUUGGGUUGGGAGGGACCUUAAAGCCCAUCCAGUGCCAUGGCAGGGACACCUUCCACUAUCCCAGAUUGCUGCAAACCCUGUCCAGCCUGGCCUUGGACACUUGCAGGGAUGGAACAGAUCCUUGCGUUAUCCAGAGCCUGGGAUCCAUGAGCUCGCAGCAAACGGGCAGUGGCAAUUUCCAGCACUGAUAUUUUGGGGCACACUCUGGUGUUUUCAGUGCUCUGCAGUCCUGGGGGCUGAGCAGUUCCCAUCAGGGGCUGCUCGGAGCUUCUCCAGGUUUCCAAAGGAAUGGAAUGGCCUCCCUUGGCGGGGAGCGGAGCCGCUGCUGGGAAACACGAGCAGCUCUCAGCAGCCGCAGAGCCCCAGGGAAGCUCCGUGUGCCGCCGAUCCCGCCGGAUUUACCCUCGGCAGCAAGGAGCUGGGAUCAGAGGCUGGAGCUGGGAAUGUGCUCCUCCCCAGCCGUGCAACACAGCCUGGCUCAGGCAGGGGCUGCAUUUUAAUUACCCGGAGCCUUCGCUCCUGCAGCAGCUUCCGCCGGGCUCCUGGAAGCGCUGAUGGAAUUAUAAGGAUGGCGCAGUGCCGGCAGCGGGAAGGAGGCUCGGAGCCUCCGCGGUGGCCCAGCUGCAGCAUAUGGAGGCAGCUGAGCAUCAUCUGACAGAUCCUGGGGCUCGUUAGUUUAAUUGCUGCAACAUCCCCGAGUCAAUUAAUCUUCCUUUGAAAACCUGGAGUGGAGAGGGGGGGGCGAGGCGGAGGGAGGUUAUUUUGGGCCUGGCAUGACACAAACCAGCAGGAUGAGAAGAACGUGAUUUGCUUCGGCGUGGUAAAGCCUCAGGGCUCUGUCACCUCCCCUGAGGGGUGACCUCUCUCCUGGGGGGGGAUGAGGGGGAGAGGUGACACGGUGCUGAGUGUCCCCUGUUGGGCUGUCACCUCCGUUUCGCACCCUCCUGCUGCUGCACUUUGGGAUCGGGGAGGGCUGUGAAGCGCCUGGGGGUGCUGAGCUCCCCCAUCCUCAUCCCGCCGCCUUUGGGAGGGGGUUCAUCCACAGGAUCAUCCCGUGCUCCGGGCUGGAGGAGGAGGAGGAGGAGGCCCUGCUGCUCCCAAUAAAUUCCCUGCCCUUCUCCCCU